Messenger RNA from Paramuricea clavata, 2182 nucleotides. The record is from the annotation of a GenBank genome assembly. NCBI's taxonomy places the organism in Eukaryota, Metazoa, Cnidaria, Anthozoa, Malacalcyonacea, Plexauridae.
AUGUACUAUGACCAAUACACCGCUGUCACGUGGAUCGUCGUCCCUUGCUACAUUCUCACCAUUCUCAUUGGUUCGUUUGGGAAUGCGGUCAUAUUGCGUGCCUACUUUACCGACCCAACAAUCCAGAAGAAAACUUACCAUUACUUGUUGGCAAACGGAGCCUUUACAGACCUUGCAAUGUGCUGCGUUUUUACUCCUCUCCUUUUAAUCUACCGCGCCAACGAGCAUGCGCAUACGAUCGAGCUGUCACCUUUAUGCGAACUAGGUCUCUUUAGUUCAACUUUAAGCGUUUCAAUGCAAUACGUGGUCUUCCCACUGCUGAGCAUAAAUCGCCAAGAUGUAGCCUCCCGCCCACUGACUCCGUGGUUGACAAAAAGACAGUGCAAAACGAUUCUGAUUGGUGCGUGGAGCGGAUGCGCAAUCGUAUCGCUCAUACAUGUUGGUAUCCUACAUAUUCCGACAGAUCCCGACGACUCGCCGAAGCUCUACCGAUGUAUACUCGUGAGCCAAAGUUUGGAUCCAUUCUCCGGCGCGUUCUUUGUGUACUCAAUUUUGCUGUACUGCGCAAGUAUUUUUGUUACAGGUAAAUUUCUGUAACUGGUCGAUACCAGACCUGCCACAUGAAUCAAUGGUAAAAAUGUUGGUAAAAAUUUUACUGAUCGUUCAACAUUAAAAAUUCAAAUUUUUCUAUUCCAUCCCUGGCCAAAAAUGUUACAAAAGGAUACCAUUCAGUUGGCACACAUGUCCUUUACCACUUCUGUGACGUGAGUUUGAUAACUGCUUGUGCAAUUUUCUGCAGUCGAAAGUUUCGUGUUGUCUGCACAUGUACUUUCUUUGGAGACACCAUUUGCCUCCUGACAAAUCGGUAAAAUUGUCAAGAUAGUGACUCUGAUUGAUAUUCAUAUUGUAUUGACAUAUCACUAUUUAGUUACUGAUCAAUAUUUGAAUGAGACAUGCUUUGGAAAUGACAAUAUAAAUGUUUAUUACCCAACCCUUGAAUUGUUUUGUUUUUCAUUUACCCAAUCCCGUUUUCUUCGCUGCCGCCCCCACCUCGCCAUAAAUAAUGACCGGUCCCUAAUGAAGUCAAUAAAAUAAAACCUUUUGCAUUAUUUUUCGUUACAGUGAGAUGUUACUUUCAAAUGUAUCGAAGAACGUCGGUCGCAGAGUCGCUGCAUACUGUUCUAACAAACGACGACGCAGGUCGUGCGAGAAUCUGCGUGAUUGUAGCCAUUGUCUAUACCGUGUUCUGGACACCAUUUGUCCUGCUUCAGUUUUAUGGCAUAUUUGGUCAAUACACAGAAGUAGUGUUCAAUUUACAUGCGUUGUCCUCGAUUUUCGGUGUGGCGGCGUCGGCAGUCAGCCCGUACUUGUAUUGCAGCAUGGAUGGUUAUUAUAAACGAAGAUUUGCUGAGAUGGUUAAAUCACUUAAAUGUUCACAAGACGAUGAAAUCUAUGAAAUGGAUGAAUAGUAUAAAUGAGCUAGGAUUGAGUAUCUCCUAACGAGCGAUUGCAGGGCGUUAACUGCAGUAAAAAAUUCGGCGUUAUACGCAGUUUUCACAAUUUAUACGUUUAGCCAGCAAUUUCACAAUUAGUUUAUUUAGAUCAGCCAAAAACGUUAAUUAAGGUUGUUCAAUUUCAGAACUUUGGUCAAGAAAAAUUGGGUAACAGAUAAGUGUUCCAUGGGAAGAUGUCAUGUAUAGCCUAAAAUAUCUAUAUUUGUCUGUUUUUAGUACGCAAAACAAUGUCAGGUGACUUGCACUUCAAAAGUUUCAAUUUAGCUCAGCUGGCGCUAGCUGUACCUUAACUCCGGUCUGAAAUUCCCAAUUCCAUUAAAUUGCCGAUUUUUUUAAAUCUUUUGGGUAACACCCUGGAAUGGAUUACUAUUCAAAGGGAAAGUUCCUAUGUCACUGAUUGGGCUGGAGGUUAUAAAAUGACGGAGUGGAAUGUAUAUAUGUAGUGCUGUAAAAAUUACUUAUUUAGUUUCAAACUACACACAUAAAAACGCACAAGUUGUAACAAACCUGCAGCAGGAUUGUAGCAAUGCUGUUCCAACAACUUGUCAACAGGAUGUGUUCGCACAUGCUUCACACGUAAAAAUCUCACAUCUUGUAACAAGUCUGCCAACAAGCCGUCAACAAGAUGUAUUCGCACUGCUUGUCACAAGUUGUCAACAGGUUUGGAA